This is a messenger RNA of Racocetra persica, 861 nucleotides long. The record is from the annotation of a GenBank genome assembly. Lineage: Eukaryota; Fungi; Glomeromycota; Glomeromycetes; Diversisporales; Gigasporaceae.
AUGCAUGAUUUGGACCCAGAAAUAAUACUUAGACUGGCCAAUGAACAUGCUCAAACCUGCGAGAAUGCCCUUAGAUGUAAUGAAUGUCAAGAAGUCAUUAAUUACAACGAACAAUAUAAAUCUGAAACUCUAGAUACUGAAAAAAAAAAUUACCAUUUACAUUGUUUCGAAGAAUUAAUGGUAGAAAGAAACAGAAAACAAGAAACUGCUAAAAUGCUUAAAUGCACUGGUGGCUGCGGCAAAGAAGAAUUAGGCGAAAUAAAAGAAGGAAAUACACUUAUCAGACGCUUUAGUUUUACUUGCGAAUUAAAAACUUUAAUUGGUAAAGACAUAAUCCCCUUAGAACACGCCGAAAAAGAUAUUUAUUGCGAAAGUUGUUUUGCUAAGAAAGAUGAAAAACCUACUUCUCAAUUAAUGUCUCGCUCCUCCUCCUGCUCUCUUUCUCCACUUUCCCCUUGCUCUCGCAAGAGGUUAGAAGCAGAAUUAUUAACAUUAAGACUAGAAAAUAUUGAUCUAAAAACUAGAAUAGAAAGAUUAGAAGGCAACUAUGAAAAAAUAUUAGAUAAACUGUCUAUCGAUGUUGAUAAUGACAGCCAAAAAGUGGCAGAAAACAGACAGGAUUAUUAUUAUAAUUUUCCUUCGCCUUAUCAAACUAUCCCAAUUGAAGGAUUUUCAGGUCUAGAAAGUUGGGGCAAUAAUCUACCCGAUGCUUUCAGUUCUUCCUGCAACAUUUCUCAAAUUAACGAAGAAAGUGAAAAGGUCUUUGAGUCAAUAACUAAAAGACAAAAAGAGGCUGAAAUGGAAACUAAACUUCAUUCCCAAGUUAUUAGAGACAUCUAUGAACAAUCAGAAAGAGAAUGA